UAGGGGGUUCACCGGGAGCUUUAAAGCCAAAACCCUGCGUUGCAAACACCUUUUCUAGGGAGUCUGGGCUACAGAGUUAGCUUCAAGCUGAGGGUCUGAACUUCUCUGCUUAGCAGCUAAUGCGCCGCUAGCCGCAAUCAUAACUGUCCAAACAACGCAGAAGCGAGUGGCUACCGUCAACUUAAUCUGCAUUUGCUCCUGUUUUUUGUUUUUUAUCGUCUUCGCAGGCAAACAUGUCAGGAAUUAAAAGGAAAAUAGAGGGCAACGAUCCAGACUACGAUGACAUCUCGCUGGUUCAAAGUAAUAAGAGAAACAAAACGGCCGAACAUAAUGCUCGAGAAGCGACAGUACAGAAGAUUGAAAGCAUCAUCAGGGAGCAGUUUUCCUUGGAAAUGAAAAGCAAAGAGCACGAAAUAGAUGUUAUAAGUCAGCGCCUCAAUGAAGCCAGGAGGAUGAUGGACAAACUCCGGGCAUGCAUAGUGGCUAAUUACUUUGCCAGCGCUGGAAUAGCAAAGCCUCCAGAGCACACCUUAAAAAGUGACCCCGCGGUAUUGAACCAUCCGGCCAUCCGGCGUUUCUUGGAGUCCCCGUCCCGUUCCUCCUCCCCUCUCAACCAGGGCUCAGAGACACAAUCCCUGGCCCAUUCAGAGUGCGAGUCCCUCUCGCAGCAAGGAGACGGCGCGGAGAGGAACGGAGAGGGGACGUGGAGGGAGGACGGCAGCAAGCCGGAGCGCAGACCCGGACGGAACACGGGCAAAGACACGUUUGGGGUGCCUUCACCCAUGGACGCUGAGCAGAGGGUGACCUACUACACUACUGGAGAUGAAGCCUCCAGACUCUAUGCUAAGAAGACGAUUGUUGUCGGAAACGUAUCCAAAUACAUUCCCCCAGAUAAGCGGGAAGAGAACGACCAGUCGACCCACAAGUGGAUGGUGUACGUCAGAGGCUCGAGGAGAGAGCCGAGCAUCGACCACUUUGUGAAGAAAGUCUGGUUCUUUUUGCACCCCAGCUACAAACCUAAUGAUCUAGUGGAAGUCAGCGAGCCUCCCUUUCAUUUAACACGGCGCGGAUGGGGGGAGUUUCCUGUGAGGAUCCAGAUCCACUUCAAAGACUCUCGCAACAAACGCGUUGACAUCAUCCACCAGUUAAAGCUGGACAGAACAUACACUGGGCUGCAGACGCUGGGAGCAGAAACUGUGGUGGAUGUGGAGCUUCAUAGAGAUUCUCUCGGGGAGGACUACAUGCCCAAGCCUUCCUCAUCCUCCCACAGAGCGGCUCUAAAAGCAGCCAGCCCCAUGUCGACGUCCUCCCUCGCCCAGACCUACGGACAGCCCAGCUCCCCAGUCUCACAUGAUUUCGGUUCAGGAAAAGGUUUGGUUAAAGCGGAGACGGCGAGGUCUGCGAGUGGCCAUAACCCAGGCCUGGCUGCCGGUGAGCGCACUCCAACAAGACCCAGACCCGGUGACAGGGUCACUCUGGGUUCCCAUGGCAACUCUGCCUUCCAGCCAAUCACGGCGAGCUGCAAAAUAGUUCCCCAGGGACAGGCGCCGAGUCCUGCCGAGUCUCCGGGGAAAUCGUUCCAGCCAAUCACCAUGAGCUGUAAAAUAGUCUCAGGUUCGCCCAUCUCCACCCCUAGCCACUCUCCGCUGCCCCGGACACCCACGGGCCCCGCCCCUGUCCACGGCAAGCAGAGCGCCUCCUCUGUCCUCAACAACCCGUACAUUAUCGUUGAUAAGCCUGGGCAGGUGAUCGGCAUGGCGUCCUCAUCCGCUACCUCCACAGGAAGCCCCUCAGCCAAACAGGCUCAAGGCACCCGCUCUCCAGCGCCUAAAGUUCACACCGGCACUUUCCUCUCCUCGGGGGUCAAGGUUAUUAUCAAGCAGGAGCCGGGGGAAGUUUCCACGCAGCAACAGCAGAUGGUUUCCACAGUAACCAGCCAGCAGCAACCUGCUGCUGCUGCUGCAGCCCACCAGUUUGUCGCAGUGAAAGGAGGUCACAUGAUCUCCAUGUCGAGCCAGAAACGGGCCGCCGAGGCCACAGGGUCCUCAGCUAGCAAGGUGUUGGGGAUUCCUGUGAGCUCGACGCUUCAGUCCUCGGUGAAACAGGUGGCCAUCAGCAGCGGGCAGAUCCUGGUCGCGAAGGGCAGCCCCUCCGUGUCCAAGGUGGUGGGAGGCAAGCAGGUUCUGGCCCAGGGAGUUGCUAAAGCCAUUGUGAGUGGAGCUGGCAGCAUCACCGGUCAGCAAGGUGGCACCAAGGCGUCUGGUGGCUCCGGUGGCAAGAGUGGAGUGAUGGCCACUCUUCAGCUACCAGCGAACAAUUUGGCCAACCUGGCCAAUUUGCCUCCAGGUACCAAGCUCUACCUGACCACCAACAGCAAGAACCCAUCAGGGAAGGGAAAGCUGCUGCUCAUUCCUCAAGGAGCCAUCCUCAGAGCCUCUGGUGCAAGUAAGACGAGUCACCAGUCCCAGAGCGGCUUGUCAGCAGGUACCAGCGGCUCCCAGAACUCCUCGUCCUCCUCGUCUUCAAGCAGUCUGCCUUCCAACCUCUCCUACACGUCUUACAUUUUGAAGCAAACCCCACAGGGUACCUUCCUGGUGGGUCAACCAUCACAGGGAUCAGGGAAGCAUGGGAGCUCCAGUUCGGCCGUUCAUUCAGGAACACCUGCAGCCACUUCCACCCAGCAGGCUAUCCGCGUGACGGCCGGACAGAAGGCGGCCAUCUUGGCUCAGGUUGUCGGCAGCUCCCAGGGUGCACAGUUGAAGCUGUCCGACGGCUCCGUGAAGACGGUGACGGCGGCGGGAGCAAGUCACAUGUCCAAGCCGGGCUCCACCACGCUGAGGAUGUCGGGGGGAGUCAUCACAGCUGCUUGCUCCACUCCUGUCAGUGCAGCAGCAGCGGCGGCGAGUCAACAGCAGGCUGCUGACGGCGGGAAGCCUGCCUCUCAGCCCCACCCACUUCUGGUGUCAACCAACCAAGCGGCGGUCAUCAGCGCAGCCAAGAACGCCAGCGCUGCCGGCGGCGGCGGCCUGUCCAAGGCAGCGGUGGCCUCUUUGGUCAAAGGAGCCGCGGCGGCGACGAAGGGCGCCGCGGGUUCGACCGGCGCCGCGGUGACGCUCGCAAAAGGCGCCGCAAACACGCCCGCCAUCAGCGCGUCCAAAGGAGCCGGCGUAGGCGCUGUGGUGGGUGUGCCCAAAAGCAGCGGCACUUCCUUAGUUUCCGCAUCGUCAUUAGUCAGCGGGGUGGCAGCCGGAGGAGGAAAGACGAGUGCUGCGUUGUCAGGCAUGCUAAAGAUUCACUCUGGGGGCUCCAGCUCCCAGCAGACGGUCUUAACCAUCCCUGCCAACCAGCUCAAACAGCUGGGAGUGGGCUCUGGGUCUGCAGGGCUGCAGACCAUAUUCAUGCCUGUUGGUAAAGUGGUGUCUAAAGGCCCCGUCUCCAACCCUCCUUCCUCCUCCUCCUCUUCAUCCACAACCCAUGGAGCUGCUGGAGCUGGAGCCUCCGUGAGCCCUGCCAGCCAGACCCCCCUCUCCCUUGUCCCGCCGCUGGCACAAGUGAAAACCGAACCGAGCGCCGGUCCCGCCGUCACAGCUGGUCCUUCGGCCCCGGUUUCUACGCCGGCCCCGCCCUCGCUCCAUGUCCCUUCUGCAGCUGCUGCUGUCAAGCAGGAACAAGGCACAGAUACCGCCGCACACGAUCUCAUCAACACCGAGCACAUAGAAACUAUGAUGCAGCUGCUGACUGCUGUAGUGAAGAAGUUUCCUCUAAUUCUACCGGAUAAGACCGAGGACUCGCAUCCAUUCUGUGCCUCUUCAGUAGAACAGUAUUAUUCCUGGAACAUUGGCAAACGCAGAGCAUCAGAGCUUCAGCGAGCCGUCGCGGUGAAGCGGGUCGUCCAGGACGUCCUGGACCGCUCACCUCGCCUCCAGGCCCUCACACCCCCAAAGACCAAAGAGGUCGUCCAGUGGUGCCGGCAACGGGGAUACACCCCACCUGACCCUGAGCCCCAAAGCAGGAAUGAUGACGAGUCCAUAGAGGACAUUCUCACGCAAAUCGAUAACGAACCUGAGUGCCCGUCGACCCUUACCAGCUAUGACGAGCUGGUGCUGCGGCUGGAGCAAAUGCAAGCCCUGCUGAAGACCGAACCCGAAGAGGAAGACGAUGAAAUAGUCGACAUUGUCACGGUGACUCCCCCCUGUCACAAGUUGAAGGUCAAAGAGGAGGAGCAGGAAACCGACGUGGAGCCCAAGUUUUUCCUCGGCCCCUGCAUGUCCUCGCAGUUCGUCAGCGAGACGGCUCAGCAGAUCGGCGUCACGUUUCAACCAGUGGAGGUGGAGAAGAAUGUGUUUGCUCCAGUAAUCGAAGCAAUGAUUUUGAAGGCUACAGAGCAGUUUGCCAGCGAUGUCCUGAGAGAAGCUCUGGCUGGGGCCUAUGCUAAAUGUCCUCCAAACAGGGCGCCGAGGGAGAUCACAGCCUUGAACAUCCACCAAGCCGUCAGUAGCAUCCCCACCUGUGACUUCCUCACUAACGCUCACAUGGGUUACCUGACAAAGGACAACUGAGGCCAAACAGGAUUUGACUUUGACCAGGAGCGGAGCCACGGGCCUCUUGUUGUGAAUAUCGGCAUCCAAAUGCAGUCCCAUUGUCUCAGCGGGAGCUGCAAGAGUCCUGAAUAUAUGAACGUAAUCACAGAAGGGCUCAGCUUGCUCCUCAGUGCUGGUGCUCCGCUGCGGCGUAACAAAUGUCUUUAAUACUUGGAGUGGUCACCUUUUUAUUUCUGUUCGGAAAGAAGCCACAUCAUGCUGCGCGUGUUAUUUAAUGUAGUGUUUCCCGUUGCGCUCUCUCAUACCUCAUAACAUUAUUUCAGUGAUGAAGUGUUGAUGCCAGAGAGGUUUAUCGUAAGGGAAACAAACCCCGUGUGAAUUAUGGAACUAGAAGCCUCCAGCUGCUGUGAUUUUUACUGCAGUUCGGGAACUCUAAUGAUAAUCUGGGUGUUGUGUCUGUGGGUACUUUAUAUCUGAGAGGUUCUCCCAGAGCGGUUGCUGCCAUGGCAACCAGCAGCCAUCAUCAUCGUCGCCCGUACCCCGUAUCCUUUUACUGUAUUUCAGUGUUACCCAGCCAGCAGGUGUAAUUAUAAAUAAUGCAGCAGGAACAAAACGACGACAACAGGAACACACUGUUUGCUAAAGUUUUUAACAGAUUUUCAUUAAACCUGUCCUGCCUGAACUUUGACACUAAAUGAAUGACUCUCAUUAUGAAUUGAUGAUAAUGAUUCGCAAAAAAAAAAAAAAGGUUCUGCAACCCUUUUUUUUUUUUUUCUAUUUUAAAGUGUUCUGUUUAACGACUGAUGUCAUAUCCGUCACUGUAUGCAUAAUGCACACCAGUCAGCAACAGCAAUCAAACUGCUAACAGGUGGCAUGGCUAUGGGUCAUCCUGUUAAACUUGUUUCUGGCUGCUAAGUGGUAUUUUAGGUCAAAAAAAAAGACCUAAAAUAAGUAGUUGAAUGGUUUCUAAGUUCGACCCGACUGGUGUGCAUAACUAGAAAGUGUUUUUUUUUUUUUUCUAACAUCAACAUUUUUAAUAUUUAUACCCAACAGCUGUGCGUGUGUGUGUGUGUGUACUUGACAGAGUAAAUGAAAUUGAUGGUGAGUACUGUUAAAGUGUUUUGUCAUUUAAUACAAAUGAGCGCGUGUUGUUGAGCUUUGUAUGAUUGGACAAGCAAAUGUUGUCAUGAGCUGAUCGGCCUGUUUAACCAAAUGAAAUUAAUGUACAAGUUACCUAAACACUGUAUUGUUUGUUUUUUUCUGUGCAAACCAAAAAUAUGAUCAAUAUUCUUAUAAUAAACUGAGUAAAAUAUUUCUUGAAAUCUAGAUAUGUGUGAAGUGCAUUGGGAUGUGGAUGCGUCUGUCGGGAUGAACGGAGGAGGCUCCGGUAUGAAGAUGAUGUGUGGUCCGCAUCAGAAUCAGUCUCAAAAUAAUUCUGGGCUUUUAAUUUAAUUUUUUUUUUAUUUCAAGGUUGAUGUUAUAACACUCAGCUUGAGUGAACAAGAAAAAAUCUAUGAGAUAUUGGCCUGAGGUGUCUGUUCACGUACAGUAAAGCGCUGACCUGCAGUGUGUGGACCUCCAAUAAUCAAAAUAUGCAUCCCAAUUACUCCUCACAAAGAAGCAGCUCUGAUUUAACAGUUGCCUAGGUAGCCAGUGAAAAACCUAGAGUGCCUAAAAAAAUACUCGACUGUAUUCAAGUGAAAUGUUUUAGAUGUGGGCAGUAGACGUUUGGGGAGCUAAGAACCUGCUGGUCAUGGAACAAAAAACUGCAAAUAAAUUCACCAACAGCCUCAACACCUGGUGUACUCGUUCUG
Fundulus heteroclitus (mummichog) is the source of this 6355-nucleotide messenger RNA. RefSeq names its product YEATS domain containing 2 (gene yeats2). Gene Ontology annotation, cellular component: NuA4 histone acetyltransferase complex. Gene Ontology annotation, biological process: regulation of transcription by RNA polymerase II; chromatin remodeling. The transcript is spliced from 29 exons. Gene Ontology annotation, molecular function: histone binding. The coding region runs from base 234 to 4559 and encodes 1441 amino acids. Lineage: Eukaryota; Metazoa; Chordata; Actinopteri; Cyprinodontiformes; Fundulidae. The record is from RefSeq and is a predicted model, not a curated record.